Messenger RNA from Alternaria rosae, 2118 nucleotides. Its product is annotated as transferase family-domain-containing protein. The transcript has a single exon. The record is from RefSeq and is a predicted model, not a curated record. Lineage: Eukaryota; Fungi; Ascomycota; Dothideomycetes; Pleosporales; Pleosporaceae. Bases 235 to 1680 code for a protein of 481 amino acids.
AGGUUUUCCGACCGAAGUAACGCCUCACAGACAGUUCAUAAUUGGCGCACUGGUUAAAAUGAACCUUGCCAUCUCCACAGUGCAAGGCGCGCAACGUCAGGGUGUUGACAUGAUCAGCUGUUGAAAUUCUCCGUCCUCAAGGGUCGUGGUUUUAAGCGAAAUCCUUCUGUCUCUUAUUCAUUGCAUUUUUCUGGAGCUUCUCGGCCUCAACCACGUUUUACCCCAGCAAGCAGCAUGUCCGCGAAAGAGCUUCGGAUCCGCCCAGCAGGUUGGGAGAGCGCUCCUGCAGAGGAGGACUUCGCUCUCUCCGAUAUGGACCACACCAUGCCGAAGAUCUAUGUGCAGAUAGUGGAGGUGUUCCAGCUCGCGCCACAUGUUGAAAAGGCCAAGGUCGUGGAUAGCAUGGCCAAGGGUCUCGAAUUCACAUUGAGCCAGUUCCCAAUUCUCGCCGGCGGCUUGAAGAUGGACGCGGACAAUGGACGGCUGUGGGUGACGAAGAGAAAGGACAGCGAAGUCAGUCUGUUCGUGCAGGACCUGGAGGGGAAGUUUCCCUCGUUUGAAGAGCUGGAUAGGACCGAUUUCCCGGCCGCGACGUUCAAGGGACACAUGUUGUUGCCCAAGGCGGUGACAGAGAAACAAUUGUUCUCGCCGCUUGGGGACAAUCAGGAAGACGAUCUCCUCAUAUCUACGUUUCAGAUAAAUUUCAUCAAAGGCGGUCUCGUCCUCGGUGUUGCUAUCCAUCACAACUGUUCCGACGGCCCAGGAUGCGACGGCUUCCUUACCACUUGGGCGCAGAACUCUGCAGCGGUGGCCAAUGGAACUUCCUUCCAGGUAGUGCCUAAGGAAACUAUGGACCGAUCGCGUCUCAGUGCAAAGAAGCCAGAUGCUGCGCGGUGGAAGGAACUUGACCAUAAGUUCCCCGUUCUUAAGGAUGGCGGGGGUCCGCCUCCUCCACCGCCAGCCGACUUCAAGAUGCCCGAGUUGGCUAUUCGAAUGUGGCAUUUUCCUAAGAGUAAGACGGAGGAACUCAAGUCUCGAGCCAUGACAAAGACAGGAGACAGUUGGAUCUCGACUUACGAUGCAAUCAUGUCCAUCCUCUGGAAGAGUAUCACACGGUCCAAGCUUGAGCUUCUCCACCCUGAUCUUGGCAAGGAGGUUAUCCUAGUUCAUGCACUCAAUACACGAAAGGUGUUGGACCCGCCUCUACCGGAGACGAUGAUGGGCAACGCGGUCGCGCUUCCUCGCACCGAGCCGAUCAAGAUAUCUGAACUUCUUGCUGAAGACAACCUUCCCAGCAUUGCGCAAAGAGUGCGGAAUUCCAUCAAGACAAUCACUCCGCAGUACGUGGCUGAGCUUCCCGAGUGGAUCGCGGGGCUCAACGAUAGGCGGUGGAUCAACAUCAACAUGAGUUCCUUCCUGGGUAUGGACCUGGCAGGUACAAGUUGGCAAGGCAUGAAUGUAUACCAGAAACAUGAUUUUGGUUUCGGUGUCGCGAGAGCCAUUCGCUUUCCGGAUCCUCAGUUCGAAGGUUAUGUUUUCGUGUACCCAAGCAGGGCCGGUGUUAUGGAGAAUGCUAUUGACGAAGGUAUCGAGGUAUGCGUGUGUUUGGAAAAAGGAUGCCACGAUCGAUUGAUGAAAGAUGAGGAGUUGCUGCGAUAUGCACAGCCUCGUGGUAACUAGGUGAGACAUGGCCCGGCCUGUGCUAUGUGUCAUGACUAUCCACAAGAUUAGGGUGUGCUUCAAUAUUUGCACGUUGCCGCAAAAAUUCAUACCACAUGUCUCUCAUGCUUACCAAUUGCUCUGUUACCCAGCAUCAUACCUCCAUGACGUCACACAGUGCAACGUGGUAGCACCCUCGAGCGAGGAUUUUCUGGGUUGAGACGCUUUUCAGCACCUUGUCGAUUGUCUUGAACAGGAUAGGUGAAGCAACAGCCACCUGGGAAGUGACAUCGGUCGCACGCCGUGGUCGCUCGAACGGCGCGAAGUGUGCACCUUGUGCUUCACUGUGGGAUUCGAGCAAGGCGCACAAUUAGUCGGGAGCUUAGAUUGAACGUAACGACCAUAAGAAUCACACUGCGCCACAGUAGGCGGUGGUACUGUUUCGUGGCCAAAACCGGC